Messenger RNA from Paramecium sonneborni, 1143 nucleotides. The record is from the annotation of a GenBank genome assembly. NCBI's taxonomy places the organism in Eukaryota, Ciliophora, Oligohymenophorea, Peniculida, Parameciidae.
UUUAGAUAUUAAAAUGUUAAGUGGUUUAUUAUAUAGUCCAAAUUGGACCUUUGUUGAUAAAAUAUUAAGAGACCCUUAAUUAGUUGAUCUUGAAUACUUUGUUGGAGGUGGUCCAGGACAUGAUUGGCUAGCAAAAGUGGUUAGAGUAGACUAAUAAAAGUAAUCUAAAUCUAAAUUUAUAUUUAUAUAGAUUUCUAGGUCCAAGAGCUAAAUUUGAGAGAUAAUUCAAUGAAGAGCCUAGAACAUGGGAAGUAUUUUCAGAUAAUUUUUAUCGUCUAACUUUACUAGCUGGAGUUGAAAGAUUGCUCACUCUUAGGUAAGCAUAUGGAGGUUUGAAGACAAGAUUUACCUUUGGAGAUUCUAAUACGUAUUCUAUACUUAAAUAUUUAGAGCUUGUCUUUAAUAAAUAUUCAAUUAAGGAUUAUUCAAAGGAUAUUUUAGAGGUGCAUUAUUGAAUGCUUUCUAAUUUUUAACUGUUUGGGCUCAUCCAUUAGUAUAUAGCAGAGGUAAUGGAUAUGCUUCUCAUUAUCUAUACUCAUCACUAUUUGAGCUUAUCACUUAUCCCAUUGAUACAAUAAAGACUAUUAUAUAUUCUGAUAUUUAAGGAAGAUAUAAGGGUGCUUUUGAUGUUAUUGAAUAAGUAAUAAAAAUAAAUUUAAUAUUUAGGUUUAUGCUAGAAAUGGAUUCAGUCAUUUUUAUAGAGGAAUUGUAUUCAAAUUAGCUUUUAAUGGAACUUUAAUCUAUCAUCUUAGAAAUGUCUAUGAAUAAGAUUAUCUGUCUUAAGUAAAAUCUUUUAUUCUAUUAUUAGUUAAUUUCAACACCUUUAUUAGCUAUUGGUUAUGGAUUCCUUACAAUUAAGACAAGAUUAUAAUUAGCAAGUACAGAUUUAAGUUUUUAAUAAACUAAUUAAAAGGGUAGAAUAGCUGCAAAUCUAUUUGCUUAAAAGACACCUUUUAGUAUUUAUAGAGGUGUUAUUCCAUUUUUGUUGUUAACUGAUUUCUUCCACUACAAAUUAUAUGCACUCUAUUCAUCAACUGCAUAAUCAAGAACAUUAGAUGAAUUCCUCAAUCAAUAUAAACAUCAAAUUGGAAGUCCUAAACAUGAAAAUUUAUGGCAAUGAUUAAGCAAAUAAUCAAAAAAAUG